Messenger RNA from Osmia bicornis bicornis, 3597 nucleotides. It is a transcript of the gene not, whose product is annotated as ubiquitin carboxyl-terminal hydrolase 22. The record is from RefSeq and is a predicted model, not a curated record. The coding region runs from base 452 to 1960 and encodes 502 amino acids. Gene Ontology annotation, biological process: protein deubiquitination. Gene Ontology annotation, molecular function: cysteine-type deubiquitinase activity; zinc ion binding. NCBI's taxonomy places the organism in Eukaryota, Metazoa, Arthropoda, Insecta, Hymenoptera, Megachilidae. The transcript has 7 exons.
CAGUGACCGGCUGGUGUCUGUAAGCACCCGGGUAUCGAAAAACGUGGACACGAGAAGUCGUAAGAUCCAAAACGGUGCUUUCCCUUGAAUAGAUCGACUUCGAAAGUAUUUGCGGGCUACCCCUAUAUCGUAGGCUCACGCGGUUUUCCAUGUCAACGACACGCGCGCUCCUGCCAAGGCCAGCGUGCUACGCCCCGCACAGAGCAGCCUCCGUCAUCGUCGUCGUCGCUGCUGCCGCCGUCGUCGUCGUCAAGCGACUGAUCCACGUAAUCGUGCCCGUCGUCGACGGCCCGUCGUUGUCUGCGUCGCGUCGGUGGUCAGAUUUCUGUUCGUCGUGGUCAUCGUUUUGGUGGUUAGCUUCGAGGAAGGCCGGCGAGCAUCAAAGUUCGUCCACGGCUUUUGCCAGGCUGAGGAGAAGGAGACACGGCAGCGUCGGUCGUGCCAGCCUGAGAUGAGCGACCAUGGCUGCAUACACUUGAAUAAUUUCAAAGCAGCCAAGGGUAUCCAGCCGUACAAAGUGAUACACUCCUAUUUCGUGACCAGCACGUCGACCGAGGCACGCGUAAGAAAGGCCGUCAGCUGUUUGUGUCAUACUUGUAAAACAUACAAAGACCGUCUUCACUCUUGUCUUCACUGUAUAUUCUUUGGCUGCUAUGUAAAGGGUCAUAUACAAGAACAUGCGAAGACAAAAAAGCAUUUUUUAGCUGUUGACCUAUCUUAUGGAAAUAUUUUGUGCUUCCAAUGCGGUGAUUACGUAUACGAUAGAGAAUUAUUGGCAGUUGCCAAAUCACAGUGGAGCGAAUCUGCAAAAUCAUUGAGCUUUGGAGAAUUUUAUCGAGCAUGGGAACCCACUCAAAUAGAGGCAGAUUUGUUGAGGAAGCAUCCGCGCAGAAGACGCGUUAUAGAAAAUUCUACCAUAGGUUUAAGAGGACUCAUAAAUCUUGGAAGUACAUGUUUCAUGAACUGCAUUGUCCAGGCACUGAUCCACACACCGUUGUUAAGAGAUUAUUUCCUUGCUGACCGUCAUCACUGCCCACAACCGACUCGAUGCCUGGUCUGUGAAGUGUCCCACCUUUUUCAGGAAUUUUACUCCGGUAGCAAAGCACCGUUGACGCUACACAAGCUUCUUCAUUUAAUCUGGACGCACGCGAGACAUUUAGCAGGUUACGAACAGCAGGAUGCUCAUGAAUUCUUUAUAGCUACACUUGACGUUUUGCAUAGACACUGCGAGGCAGCGCCGAUUUUAGUAAAAGAUAAUCCACAUCAUUGUAAUUGUAUCAUCGAUCAGAUCUUUACCGGUGGUCUACAAAGCGACGUGGUUUGUCAGGCGUGCAACGGAGUGUCCACGACGAUAGAUCCGUUCUGGGAUAUAUCCUUGGAUCUUGGCCCAGCAGCUAGUGCGUCUGGUUCCGAUAGCUCUGGUCCUCCUACCUCAUUAUUAGAUUGUUUGGAAAGGUUCACGCGCGCCGAGCAUUUGGGAUCUAGCGCUAAAAUAAAGUGUAGCAAUUGUCAGACCUACCAAGAGAGUACCAAACAAUUGACGAUGAAGCAGCUACCAAUUGUGGCCAGUUUUCAUUUAAAACGAUUCGAACACUCUAGCAUUCAGGACAAGAAGAUCUCUACGUUCAUCUCGUUUCCAGAACAAUUAGACAUGACACCUUUUAUGUCACAUAGGCGAAACGGUAACAACAAUAGCGCAAUGAUGGACGGGCUGUCAAAGAAUGGAGAAGAAAUGGCAUUCAGCGAUAAUAGGUAUUCUCUGUUUGCGGUGAUAAAUCAUGAAGGUUCUUUGGAGACUGGACACUACACUGCCUUCAUACGGCAGCAAAGAGAUCAGUGGUUUAAAUGUGACGACCAUUUGAUCACGAGAGCAAGAUUAAAAGAUGUCUUGACUAGCGAAGGGUAUCUUCUUUUUUAUCAUAAACAAAUUUUGGAGUACGGUCGAAAUACCAAGGUGUAAACUUUAGAUUGUAUAAUUAAUUUAUUUAUCACGACGUAUCAUGGGCGGUAGACUUAAGUUUUCUUUAGUAUCUUUAAAAAAAAAGAAAGAAAAAGUAAGGAAAAUCAUGUAAUACGCAAAUUCAUUUAUCGGUUGGACGUAUAUGAUCUAUGCGACAGGAAAGAAAACAAAGAAACAAAGGCCUCAAAAAAAAAAAAGAAAAAAAAGAUUUGAAAUUCCUAUUUGUAACGAUAAUCGUUAAAAAGUGGCACGGAUGGAGUUACUUUUGAAAAUUAGAAGAGAGAAUUUAACGAACAACUAUACUAUUACGCUUUGAUCGUGCGAUCAAAAAAGAGAAGCUAGAAAUUAAUAAUUGUUAAAAAAAAUAGUCAAGAUCGACCGGAUGUCGCUCUGUUAGCAUAGAUGUUUGUCGUGUUGUUACGAAACUUUUAAUUGUCAACCUUCGAAAUAACGAUCGCGUUCGUUGCUCUAUUUCAGUUCUCUUUUCCACCGUUCUGUUUUUUUUUGUCUUUUUUUUUACGUUCGACGAAAUCUAGGCUGGCGCACACGGCGAUCGAUUUCCCCUGUUCGUGUCCUAAAGUAACAUAAGCGUAGUUUUAAGAUUAGCUCAAUUUUUUUAAAAUGACCGAUCGCAUUUUUGUAUAUCGCUGACUGUUGUUAUAUUCCUGCCCUGACACUUGUAUACAUGAGACAUCAAGAGUGGUUCACGCGACUAAUAUCUUUCAUUAAUUAUAUAUCAAAAUUAUGUUCCAGUUAAUAAGCUUUCUCUUAUGUAAAGAUUAAGUUAAGAAGAAAUAUUAAUUUACUUUCAAGGUCAUCGUGUCAGCCAUUCUUUGGUGAAUCAGUCUUGUACAAACGAGAUAACAUAUAGCAAAAAAGAAGAAGAAUGAGGAUAAUAUUAUCCAAACAAGGCGAAUUAUUUCGCGUGACUGUGAAUAAUAAAAAUCACUGUUUAACAUAUUUUCUUUUCUAAUUGAUCGUUUUACCUAGCUGUACAAACGCAAUGAUAUAGAAUGUAAAAGAUGUGAAAAGCAAACGAAAAAAGAAACGUAUACUUAUUCCUCUGAUAUAAGAUCCGAUAAUUCUACGUUCACUUUCCGUAAAAUAAAUCGUACGAAAAGUGCCAAGUAUUCAUUGCAUUCAUAGUUUUCAAUUCUGUGCCUAUCGUAAUUUAUUAUUUUCUACAUUGUGUUCGUUGAAACCUUGCGUAAUGUUUCCAUGAAACACUAGACUCGUGUACUAAUCUUACGGAUAAUUAAGUGACACCUGAAAGAAGAUUAUAAUAUACAUCUAAUCGGUGUACCAUUCGAAUGAUUCGUUUGGUAUGUUAUGCGUACACGACGAAAAUGUACAAUACAUUGUCGAAAUAUUAAGACUAUUAAGAGAGACUUGUGUGUGUAAUUAUAUUCGCAAAACAAGGGAAGAUAAUCUUGUUUAAAUAAGAGAAAAAUAAAAUAACUUUGUCGUCCGACGUAUUCAUCAAUCGUACGCAUUACAACAACCGACUGCACCUGUAAUACCUACACAUUUGGACACGACCAAUAAUACCUAUACAUUUGGAAGUUCAUAUUACGCGUGCAGUUGUAAUGUUUUAUAUAAGGCUGAACGUAUACAGAAAUAAAGUUAUAUUUCGUCGA